This is a messenger RNA of Sander lucioperca (pikeperch), 4090 nucleotides long. It is a transcript of the gene map2, whose product is annotated as microtubule-associated protein 2. The transcript is spliced from 15 exons. Gene Ontology annotation, biological process: microtubule cytoskeleton organization; neuron projection development. The record is from RefSeq and is a predicted model, not a curated record. NCBI's taxonomy places the organism in Eukaryota, Metazoa, Chordata, Actinopteri, Perciformes, Percidae. Gene Ontology annotation, molecular function: microtubule binding. Gene Ontology annotation, cellular component: neuron projection. Bases 96 to 2546 code for a protein of 816 amino acids.
GAGAAAGGAAAGAGAAAGAGGAGAGAGAGAAGAAAGAAAGAGAGGAAAAAGAAAGACUAGAGAAAGAGUUGAGAGCAAAGGAAGAGAAAGAAAAGAUGGAGAAGGAACUAAAAGAGAAGGAAGAGAAAGAGAAGACAGAAAAGGAAUUGAAAGAGAAGACAGAAAAGGAAUUGAAAGAGGAGAAAGAGAAAGUGGCUGAGAUGGACAAAAAGGUCGUAGACAAGCCUGAGGAAAAAACAACCAUGAAGCCUGGGGAGAAAGAAGCUGAAAACCCUGUGGAGGCUAAACGGGGGCAAGAGGAAGGUGAGGAAGAUGUGUUAGAGAAAGCAGGUGCAGGAGCAGCAGUGGUAAAGGAGAUCCCAGAGACUCGUGCUGCCAUCGAAUCAGUGGUGACAGUUGAAGACGAUUUUAUCACUGUGGUCCAGACCAUUGAUGAAGCAGAGGAGCCGGGACACAGCGUUCGCUUCUCCGGUCCACCUGAGGCUGAAGCCCUUGAUGUCGCUGCACAGAACGAGGAAGAGGAUGAAGACGAGGAAGAGGAGGAGUCUGUGGAGUUGGCCCAAGAAGCAGACGUGGAGGCUGCAAGUCUAGAGGAGGUGGUAGACGUUCCUGAGACCCCUGCCUCCCCUGAGAAGGAGGCGCAAACCGUAGAAACUGAAGGACCGACAGAGAGCUACGAUAGAGAUGAAACCACAAUGGACGACUCCAUCUUGGACAGCUCCUGGGUUGACACACAAGAUGAUGAUAAGAGUAUGGCGACUGAACAGAUUGAGCCUUUGCCCAAAAUGUCCAGCCCAGUCAAAAAGCCUGCUGUGGUCCAGACCAAGCAAACACAAAAGAAGAAGAUGGAGAACCAGGAAAAGCCGGUCAAACCAAAGGCCAAGGGAGGGCGAGCUAAAGGCAGAAUCUCCACACCAGAACGCAAACCCUUCCGCAAAGAACCUGUCUACAUCCCCAGAGAGGAAACCAAGAAGAAAAAAGCUGUCAUAAGGAAGGCCGAGCUCACCAAAAAAAUGGAGAUUCAGAGUCAAUCCCCAUCCAAGAGGAGUUUGAUGAAACCAGCCGUCCGUCAGACCCGCCCCACCCAGCACCACUCCUGUCCUAGAAGGAGAGCCACAGAGGCGCUACCAGACAGUCGUCAGCCUCUCAGUGUUGCCAAACCGUCUCGCGACAGAGCAUCGUGCCAUGCCCAUCGUUUGCCACUAACAAAGAUCCCCACCUCCAUAUCCAGAGUGGCUGCCUCAUUAGAUAGACCUCGCCCAUCCUCAGCAGAGCCUCAGGGCUUCCCAGUAUUACAGAGAUUCAUAGCCAAGGACGGUGGGUCAUGGAGCCCUGAAAAGGGGUCCUCUGUGCCGCGGCAUGCCUCCAUUCUGAGUCGCCGUGCAUACCAUGACCAAGAGGAGAGCUCCACCUCCAUCACCAGCUCCGGCUCCACGGCUCCUCGCAGAGCCACAUCGUUUCGCACAGAGAUGAGGGCAGAGCAUAGGACAGGACGAGCCCCUAGCAUGACAGAAUCAGUGCGCUCCCGUUCGGCUCGCAGUGGCCACUCCACCCCCCGCACCUCUGGCUCUACAGCCAUCACCCCAGGAACCCCUCCCAGCUACUCAGCGUCCUCAAGGACCCCUGGAACCCCACGCUCCCUCAGCUUGAUUUCCCAGGAAAGGAAGGUGGCAGUGGUCCGCACCCCACCCAAGUCACCUGCAACCACGCCCAAGCAGCUCCGCAUCAUCAACCAGCCACUGCCUGACUUCAAGAAUGUCAGGUCCAAGAUUGGCUCCACAGAGAAUAUCAAGUACCAGCCCAAAGGAGGACAGAAGCACAAGGACCAAAAUAUGCCAGCAGAGGCCAAACACAGGGCCUCUUGGAUCUGGAAGUCAGUGCUGCGCCUCAUCUCCAUUACUCUGUGCCUGUCAGCGGCACACAGUGUGACCUGGACCCGAGACCUGCUGAUUCAUAUUUUAAACAAGAAGCUGGACUUGCAGAGUGCAAAAUGCAGCUCCAAGGAUAAUCUGAAGCACUCUCCCCAUGGAGAAAAUGUUCUCAUCCCCAAUGUUAAGCUGGACUAUAGCCAUGUUCAGUCUAGGUGUGGGUCCUUGGACAGGUGGGGCUACUCGGCAAGAGGUGGAAACGUGAUGAUACAGAACAAGAAGAUUGACUUGAGCCACGUGACCUCCAAGUGUGGCUCUCUAGACAACAUCCAUCAUCGGCCAGGGGGCGGCAAUGUGCGUAUAGAGACUGUGAAGUUGGACUUCAAAGACAAAGCCCAAGCCAAGGUGGGUUCCCUGGAAAAUGCUCAGCACACUCCUGGUGGAAGCUGUGUCACGAUUGAGACCCACAGGCUGAUGUUUCGCGACCAAGCCAAGGCACGAGUGGACCACGGGGCUGAGAUUGUUGUCCAGUCGCCGGGCUUGUCCAGCUCCGUGUCCCCCCAGCGCCACCGGGGCAGCCACCUAUCAUCCUCCGGCAGUCUCAACGUACUGGAGUCGCCGCAGUUAGCAACCCUGGCUGAGGAUGUGACUGCAGCUCUGGCCAAGCAGGGUUUGUGAACACUGGAUCUCUGGAUUCCUGCUUUGCACCCCGGACAUCCUCACCCCGAUCCCCUCAAACUUUUCUGCCCACACCUGCCACGCCGAGGCCACCGUCAGCUAAACCACAGCCUCUCAACAUCUUCACUUCAAUAUCCAUCACUCAACUCUAAGUAGAGACUCGAAUUAGGAGCUACUGUACUUUGAUCUUCUUUAUUUUCCAAAUGUGUGCUAUUUCUGACUCAUUUUCUUUUUGGCCUCUCUCUUUUUGAAUGAUGUUGCAUAGAAUAGUUCAGUCUGAGCACUGGUCCUAAAUUAAGUGAUAUAUACAAAGUGGGGGACCAGGUGUUGGCUUAACUGGUCCUGGAUCAGUGUUUUGAAGAAGCUGCAGCCUUUUUUCUACAUUAAAUAAGAAGUAAUGUGGCCAGCACACCAUGCAGCACGUGUUAUUUCGCUCACUAAACAUGCGUGCAUGGAUGCCAAACCCCCUAACAAACCAAGUAUUACUGCAAGUCAUUCUUGUCAUCCGAUAUAUAAUAUAUUUAACAAAUAUAUAUAGAAACAUGUAUAAAAAGUUCUUUGCCAUCUACAUGUCCUAAAAGGAACAGGAAGUGACAAUAUGGCUAUAAAAAUACCUGUAAAAUUGCAUUACUGCAAAAACUAGGUCAUGUUAUGACAAGCAUGUAUUGAUUCUAAUAUUAAAAGAGGCUAUUUUGUAAUCUAAAAAAAGGAUUUUAGUAAGUUAUUUCCUCAAUUAUUGGAUAAAGAUUAAACAAGUUCAUGUUUUGUAGUUAUUAGUUGUUUACAGUGUAAUGCUUGGUGACAAUGUCAGACAGCUGAUUUGGUGUUGCUAAGGAAGGCAUCUCAGUCCUGUUGAAGAGCAUCAUACACGUUGUACCUGCUCAGUAGUCCAAUAUAGACACCUGUUUAUACAUCAGAACACUAAUCAACACCAGAGCUCAUUCCACAAACCUACAGCAAAAGGCAGAUAUUGAGCUCACAGACGUUCCUCCGCUAGCACAGGCUGAUGUUGGACUCAUCAGGACUGUCUGUUGACGCUACGAAUGCGACCUGAGAUUUAGCAGAAGAUGCAGCUACUCUGAAAUCUGUCUGUGUGCGUUUGGUGCAGAUCCCAUGCCGUUUUACAACGUAUGCUAACGUAUCUGGAUGUUUUGUUGCAAUAUGUGGGAGAAGAAAGUGGGGAAAAAAAAUAUUUUGAAAAAUCCAUUAAAAAGACAAAUCAUUUAGAAAAAUAAAAAGGCAGAGGGAACUCUGAACCUGUUAAAUCUGUUAGAAAAAAGUGUUUGGGUGGUCUAGUUUCUUUUUCAGCCACCAUUUGUGGUAUAUCCUGCCUCCUGCCUAAUUACUGCCCUCACCUGCGAUUGUUUGUUUGCUUCUGUGUUUUUUCUGCAUACCCCAUCUGCGUGUGCCCCCUUCCCACCUCCUGCUCCACCCUACAGCAACUGUAAAUGUAUUUAAAAGGUCAAGUAGAUGUACGCAGUUUUUCUCUGGUUGAUAUGACACCAAUUACAAUAAUUAAUGCGAAUAAAAAGGACAAAAAGUGA